CAGAAAGACUGAAAGUGGAUACGACUCGUUCUCUGACGUGCUGUAUGUUGACAAUACAGUGUAUACAGGCUAUGUUAUGUAAACACACAACCUCUCGUAAUGUACUCUUUUUACCUGCAUGCUUCAUGUGAAUUUAACUUCCUGGUUGGUAUAAACAUGGCGUGCUGUGCACACUGGGUGAGAGAGACGUCGAUCGUGUUGUUUGUAGUUUGUUCUCUGCAGUCCGGAUACACCAAAACUCGGAUACAAAUUAUCAAUGAACUAGACAACUGGUGGGAGGCUGAAAGACGAUGUAAAGACAACGGAAACAAGUUGUACACACCAGGCACAGAUGACAUCCCAGAAGAGCUCGUGGAGAAUCUACAGCCGGCAACAUUCUACUGGAUAGGUGCCAUGAGCUACAGGGCCUGGCUAUGGACAGCAGAUUUCAGCCCCUGUUCACUGCCUAUGCUGGUUUACUUCCCCUGGGGAGUGUGGCAAUAGAAUCAAAGGCAACAUAUCUUGAUAACUCGGUAUGGAAGUGCAAUCUUCACUGCAGUCCAGCAUAUUCAGUAGGCAUGAAGGGAACCACGUGCUAUUGUUUGAAAGAAGGAUAUAACACUACGAAGUCGAUGCUAUCCGAGAACACGUGUCCCGGAAACUUGGAGGAAAGGUGUGGCAACAUCCAGGGGAUGUCAGUAUACAAGCUAGGAGGCUUCAUUGGACUAGGUGUAGGAUGUUUGCUGCUUGUUCUGACAGUCCUCAUUGUGGUGUGUCUCUUGAGAAGGCACAAGAAACUGUGUUUUGAAAAAAGAGAUGUGAAUCAGCCAUUACACUUCACUUCAGCCGCCGAAAACAUCACCUAUGGUUUAGCCUCUCACGCACACACAGAGAGUGAAGCCGAUGCUGUCAUCUCACUUCCUGACACAACAGAUGCAACAUCGGCGUCAUCAACGGUUCCAACGGCGAUAGUCCGACCCAGUGUCCACAGUGACAACAUCAACAUCAACAAUGCUCAGGUUAAUGAUGAGAAUGAGUACAACUUGCUGUCAACAUCCAACAACUCCAAGGUGCCAAUGACACAUGGGAAUCCUUACAAUCAUCUAUCAGGAUUUGACGGAGAUAACAAAUACAAGGGAGACUACGACACGGCAAACUUUGUUCCACAGACAGAAGAAGUGACCACAGGGCUGAAGAACACAGUCACACACCCACGACUGCCGGACGUAUCGAGUGGUCAGGAGGAGGAGCAGUACAAUGUGCUCGGUCAGCACGACUCUCCCAGAAAAGUUGAUGCUGCCGCUGGGGUGUAUGACCACGUUGCUACGGACGAGGGAGACUAUGACACUGUAGGGUGGGGAAAGAAUGUCAGCGAGGUGGAUGAUUCUUACAGUCAUAUAUAGAGGACAACUAAACCAUGUAAAGAAGAUACGUAUGAUGUCGCAAGUCAAGGGCAGCCGGAACGAUGUGCAGACGACACCUACAACCAUGACGUUGUGAUUGAAGACGGUAGAGGAGACACAACCGACUACUACAACACAAGGCGCGUUCUUCGCGACAAUGGGAAUCUAGAAGGACAUGUGGAAGGUAAUGAUGAGUCUGACAGAAAGGAUCAGGAGAACGUCUACAGUCUUGCCAAGGACAUUUCUGAUGCAUGAAUGUAUUCAGAGGGCGUAUACAUAUUGUUGCAUAAUGCAUACUUUUCACUAAGAAUCAGUUCAGCCUAAUCGACUGGUGUCGUCUCAUCUCUGCCCGUACAACCUGUUAUGUGUAAAUUAUGUUCCUGUUUCUUUCUGAUGUUCUUGUUCCUGGUUCUGCAUCAUGUUAUGUUAUGGUAUGUUGUUCAUACCUCAUGGUUUGGUCAUGAGAUUUGAGAAUUAAUGGAUGAUUUAAUAUGGAUAUGCAUCACAUCAAUUUUCUUCUUUACUUUUAUAUUAUGUUUCAUUACAUUCAAUAUAUUUUAUAUUUGCGCAUAAAUACACGUAUGCUUGAUUUCAGUUUAUUACGAUGACAACAUUCAAGGUACACCAUUUGUAAUUGUAUACAUUUGAUUGAAUAUAUUUUCUUCCUAACACUUGCACGGCAAGAUUUCCUUCUACGUUUCAUUAUAUUCACUAUAUUACAUUUUCCAAGUGUACAUAUAUAAGUCUUUAUAAAAGGUAAUAAUGUUA
This is a messenger RNA of Haliotis rubra (blacklip abalone), 2150 nucleotides long. RefSeq lists its product as uncharacterized. The coding region runs from base 414 to 1382 and encodes 322 amino acids. The transcript has 6 exons. NCBI's taxonomy places the organism in Eukaryota, Metazoa, Mollusca, Gastropoda, Lepetellida, Haliotidae. The record is from RefSeq and is a predicted model, not a curated record.